UCUGACUGGUCAGUAGAGUUGUCAAUGACACGAAUGGCGACAUUGUUUCCGCUGACAGGAAGGGAGCGUGUAGCUCUGUUGGGAAGUUAAGCACCAAGUGAGGGUGAAAUGACCGAGUUAAUGGCCAUUUGUUGAAAUUUAGAGCAGGAAGUGUUUGGUGUCCAUGGCUAUGUAUGAUGAAGAUAUUUCAAGAAACCCUUUUUAUUUAGCACUUCAGAAGCAGAAACCUGAUACAUCCAAUUGUGUGGCAGAAUUGCAUGGGAUUGUAUUGGUGCCAUGCAGAGGCAGUUUGUCACAAGGCAGUAUUGCUGCUGCCCACUUUGAAUCUUACAUUUUACAGCCUAUGGAUGAUAGUGGGAGUAGUUACCGAACAUUAAAUGGAAAGGAAGUAACCAUCAGAGGAAACCUCAUUAGUUUGGGUGUUGGAUUUAGCUCACCAUGUGCAAUAAGAAUCCUUUUUGAAGAAACUUUUUACACUGAGAAAGAACAAAGUUUCAGUAUCUUGUGUAUUGCCGGACCAUUGGAAAAGGGUUCCAGUGCCGAUGAAAAUCCAUCUCCCAUAGACUCUUACUGUCUGAAAAAUUUUGAUGAUGCUAAAGAAUUUUUGGGUCGGCAGUUAUCCAAAGUUGAUAAAUACAUUGAGUCGUUCCGAAUGUCUUUUAAGGAGCUGGAAAUGAAAAGUCUGCGACAUCAUAUAGAUGAAGUUAAUGCACUCUAUACAAAAUGUCUUCAAUACCUCCUGAGAGAUUCACGAUUAAAAAUCCUGAUCAAGCAGGAGGUGCAAAUGGCAUUGGUGAAACAAGCUGUUGAAAUGUAUGUACUUCAUGGUAUCCAUGAUCAAAUAUUCAAAAGUGUGGGGACUAUAGAGGCCAGUCAGGAUGCUGCUUUUAACAAAAAAACCCGAGGUUUGCAAGACCUUCAGCUGAAAGAUUUGGGAAUCCAGUCACAAUUCAGUAUUAAUAUACCUCGUGCCAAACGGGAGUUGAGUCAGCUGAACCAGUGUACUAGCCCACAGCUUAAGCUGAUCUGCUUACGAAAUGUGAUCCACGCGAUCAUGCAAUCACCAAGCCAACGAGGUCAGUACUUAAGGAAUAGUUAGAAAAAAAUGAUAAAG
Chiloscyllium plagiosum (whitespotted bambooshark) is the source of this 1114-nucleotide messenger RNA. NCBI's taxonomy places the organism in Eukaryota, Metazoa, Chordata, Chondrichthyes, Orectolobiformes, Hemiscylliidae. The record is from RefSeq and is a predicted model, not a curated record.